GGGAGGCCGGGCCCCGGCGACAGCGGCGCAAGAUGGCGGCCACCACGGGUGCGGGAGUAAAAGUUCCUCGUAAUUUUCGUCUGUUGGAAGAACUUGAAGAAGGUCAGAAAGGAGUAGGUGAUGGAACAGUUAGCUGGGGUCUUGAAGACGACGAAGAUAUGACACUUACAAGAUGGACAGGAAUGAUUAUUGGGCCUCCAAGAACAAUUUAUGAAAACAGAAUAUACAGCCUUAAAAUAGAAUGUGGGCCUAAGUAUCCAGAAGCACCUCCAUUUGUAAGAUUUGUAACAAAAAUUAAUAUGAAUGGAGUAAAUAGUUCUAAUGGAGUGGUGGACCCCAGAGCCAUAUCAGUCCUAGCAAAAUGGCAGAAUUCUUAUAGUAUCAAAGUUGUUCUGCAAGAGCUUCGGCGUCUAAUGAUGUCUAAAGAAAAUAUGAAACUUCCUCAGCCACCUGAAGGACAAUGUUACAGCAAUUAAUUAAAAAAAAUAAUCAUGCCCCCUCUUAUUCAAUUUAAGCUGUCUUCAUUUUCCACAGUAGUAAAUUUUCUAGAUGCAUCUUGUAGACCUCAAAAUACUGGAAAGGAAGUUCCCAUUCAAAGGAAGUUUUUUCUUGAGAUACUGUAAAUGAUACUAAUUUUUUUUUCAUUUGAAAUAUAAGUUGUGCUAUAACAUAUAAUCCUGUUGUGUAACCACUGUCCACAUAGCUGAACUUCUGGUAUCAGGAAAAGUCUAUUUAAAUUUAUUACUGUCAAGACCAGUGUGGCACAUCUAACUUAACUGUGAAAGCAUACAUCCCACAAUCACCUUGCUGUGUGUCUGGCCUGGGUUUUUUCUUUUUCUAUCUUUUGCAAUAGAGUCGAAGCUCAGGGCUAUUUAUUAGAGUAGACACAAAGGUUUUGGCUUCCAGUGCUGCACUGGGCAUUACGGACUACUAAUGGGGAUGUGUGCUAACCUCAGUCAUCCCUCCCUUUGUGCUAUCUCUAGUAAAGGCUGAAUGUGACUGUGGUCAUUUUUGUUUUUGUAUUUCUUUUUUUUUUUAAUGCCCUGAUAAUAUGGGCGAGCUUUCCUUCUUCCCUUUGGCCAAGGCAUAGAUUGUAUUUCUCUUCCCGGGUCCCCUCCCCAGUAACAUGGGCUUUGGGCGAGGGAUUUGGGCUUCUUUUAAUCUCUUCCCCUCUCCGCUGUGGGGGUGCUGCUUUCUUUUUGCCCCUUUUGUGACUCUUCUCACCCCUGGUCAUCAGGGCUGAGCGCUGGGGCAAUAACUUGACCCGUUCCCUCUUGCUUCUCUGUUUUGGUUUUGCAACAAACUUAAGUCUUCACCAGCCUGGGAAAGGAGAGUCUCUGCUCUGCUGGCAAACUUGGAUUUCCCUGCCCUCCGGCACUGCCGCCACACCGCCAAGCUGGCCACGGCUGAUGUUAUUAGAUAGGCUUUGACAUGGUGAAAAGAGCAGUCAUUUACCAGGAUGGCUGAGACCUGCUGCUGCCAAAGUUUUAAUGAGGAAACCGCCCGUGGAGAUUCAAAAUACACACUCCAGUUCAACUAGUUGCAUUUUGGUGCUUCAGAUUGACCCGAGARUGUUAAUUAACUAAGCGUUGCACUUAUGUUUUGCCCUUCUGAGAUCUGACAGCCACAGACAAAUCAAGCUGGCCUAGAUUUUUGUUAGGGUUCUUUAAGUCUUGGAAGAGAAAACUCUUCAGUGAAGAUUUUGGGAAGUGGUGUAAACAGCAGAUUAAGGACCUUUCUUGGCUUUGCAUCCUGGCAAAUCACUGACUUUUCUGUUUUACUGUUUUGGACCACUAAUUGCUGAAAUGUGGAUGCAAGCUUAAAUACGAGCAGCCUAGUGUGUCCUCAGUUUUAUGAAAAAUUCAGUGUUUGUGUAAAAAAAAAGAAAAAAAAAAGAAAAAAAGACAACAAUAAACUCAAUUUAAAGCAGCAGCUAUCAAGUCAAUGAACAAUUGAUGUUUCCAUUAACUCUUUUAAGGAAAAAUAUUAGUUGUAAGGAUUUAACAUCCUCUGUAAUUAAAGUUUAACAUAACAGUAUUCCAUAAGCAGCCUUUUUAUUGUAUCAGACCAUUGCCUGAUUUUAAUAUAAUAAAAAGUGUGCAUUAAUAUUAGAAGGCUUUAAUUGUAUUUAUGUUUAGCAUUUUGCUCCCUUGUGGAAUUCUGGAUUUGUUGGAAGUAUCUUCCUACAGAUCAUGUUGGCUUAGCA
This is a messenger RNA of Nothoprocta perdicaria, 2206 nucleotides long. It is a transcript of the gene UBE2V1, whose product is annotated as ubiquitin conjugating enzyme E2 V1. The record is from RefSeq and is a predicted model, not a curated record. Gene Ontology annotation, cellular component: nucleus. The coding region runs from base 33 to 476 and encodes 147 amino acids. Lineage: Eukaryota; Metazoa; Chordata; Aves; Tinamiformes; Tinamidae. Gene Ontology annotation, biological process: DNA damage tolerance; protein K63-linked ubiquitination. The transcript is spliced from 4 exons.